UGAACGUCUCGUCGCUGAGCCAGGCCGCCAGGCUGAGCUGCUUCAGCGUGUGCUUCAGUCAAGCGUUGCCUUCGGCCGCGAAAAACGGUUAGCGAGUUUUUUCCGCGUUCUUCAACACCGUGCGCUUUGUUGAACUCCACGUAUUGAGAAAAUCACUCGCUGAAAGAAAACUCGGAGGCAUACUAAAACCCUGCAUGCAGUACCAAGACAGAAAGGCCACCUAUAUGCUGUUUGCUGGGCUCUCUCUACUCGGCACACAAGACAUAAGCUUCCUGGCCUGAUGGAGGGUGAUGGCCGCAGCCGCAUCCCGAGCCUCCUAAGGCGCAGUGCCUCCGUGCGAGUCCGAGGGGAGCGGCAUGCUGCAGCGCCUUCCUGCUGCAGCCACCCGUCGGCCGAUGGGGACUCGGUGGGGAGCACAGCCAGCCUCGUGUCCUGCGGCUCAGCCACGGGCCGACCAGCUGGCCAGCAGUCGGCAGCUACCUCCGUGGAGACAGCUGUGUCGUGUCACCGGCGUGGCAGCUGCCGCUCAGUGCUGCACUGCCAGCGUCCCGUGGAGACCGACAAUUACCUGACACCCACGCAGCGGAAGGACCGUGAACUGCGACAGCUACGUGCUGCCUUGGCUCGAGCCACUACGGAAGCUCGUCUGCGUGACGAACGUCUGCGUGAGCUCACAGCACAGCUUCAGUCCCUGCAGACCUCGCAGGGCUUGUCCGUCGAGGGCUCCAGUGUGGAAGAGCGUGCUGCAGAGGGAGUCUCACUGGGCGACAGCGGCAUCAGCAGUGAUGUGCUGCCCUCGCACACUGAGAGUGUCCCCGAGGAAGUGCCUGAAAUGGAGGGAGGAGACGAGGGCAGCACUGGGCCACAGGCUGCUGCCGCCUCUGGGCUGCCUGAGAGCCAGGCUGUAAGUGGCGAGUCGGACGACUCAACCGAGUCGUUCCCUGAGGAAGAGGCAGCUCGGCGGCAUCCUUCGGCUGGCUCAGAGACAUUGCGCCGCAAGUACCGCCAGCUGAAGCAUCGUUAUGAGCAGCGCACGGAGAGCCUGCUGCAAAUGCUGGGAGACCUGAAUGUCAACAUUGCAGAGAGGCAGCCACCGCCGUGCGAGCAACAAGGCCCAUCUGCUUCAAGGCGUGCAGACGCACUGUGGCAGCACGUGUCCACAUGCCAGUCAACAUGCAUCACCAGAUACCUCGAGCUUCGACCAGCAUACGAGAGCACCCAGGAGCGUCUUCGGCACUUAGAACGGGAGCUGUCCGAGGCACGGGCCGAGAUUGAAAAGCAGGAGCGCUGGCACAGUGAGAUGUACCUCAAGAUGUACAGGAAGGGCCAGGAAGCAGCACAGUUUGAGCGAAAUGAGGAACUGCAGCAUCGUACCGAGGCCGCCAGUCCUUCGGCACUGCCAGCUUUCCGGGGGGUGCCUGGCACUGAGCGGCAGGCAGAGUACACGUUGCGCUUCCUCAAGGAUGCCGUGUACUACUUCCUGACGGACCGGUCCGAUUGCCGGGGACAUCUGAGCGCCAUCCAGUCCAUCCUGGGCUUCUCGGAGGCCGAGCGCGCCGCUGUGGCCAAGGCAUGGCGGCACAGGGGGCGCCUCUGAACUACGCUGCUGAGGUGUGUUCUUGAGAUUCCAGGGUCCCUAGGGCACGAAAAAUGGUGGAAAGUUGCUAUGUGUUCAGUAGCAGUGAGCGUAGGAGUGUCAUUGUCAGAGCUUGUUCCAGCUGCAUGAAGAUUAUGUGGCUUCAUUCUAAUGCUCCAACAUUUCCAGGCGUGGCUUUCACAUUUUUAGUACUGGCCAGGCCUCAUGAAAUGCACAGUACUUGAAUGACUUGCACAUCGAAGGAUUUGGAGCACCAUGUUGCGGGAGGGGCUGUGGAAAUGGCAGCUGGUCGGGAAUCCACAGAGUCAAAUGGUUGGCUUGUGUUACAUCGAUGUCAGAAAGAGGCAGCAUUUGGUCACAAACAUUUUAUUUUAUUUAUUUAUGCAUACUGCAGCCCCUUUAUGGUGCUAUUGCAGGAGUGGGUUAGACAGACAGUAGUCAUACAAAAAAACAAGUAAACAUUAACAUAUUAAAAAUUCACAAGAAAUAAGGCAGAUGACACAAAUGAAACUCAAAAUAACAGCAACACUGAGAGUCAGUACAAAAACGAGAAUGAGUCAAUACACUGUAACAACAAGAAAAUACAUAAAAUCAGGUGUAGUUAACUUUUAACAGGAAAUCGUUUAAUAGCAGUGACCUAAUUGUUCUGGGAAUUAAGUUCCAGAAUUCAAUAGUACGUGGGAAAAAGAUGUACUUAAAUUUAUUGCAUCGAGCAAAGUAAGGCUUAAUAUUAAGGCUAUGGUGACUCCUACUUGACCGAGGAAUAUCUGAAGGAAUAUAUAUGGGAUGUGAGACACGAUAAGAAAAAUUGACGAUGCCAUGCGGAAACUUCAAUGACUCAAUGUGACGGCGUAUGGAUAAAGGAGUUAGGUUCAAAGUAGAUAAGGCACGAGAGGGUGAGAAAUAGUGAUCAAAGCGACAAUAUAUAUCUUGGCCAUUUGAUUUUCACAUUACACCUUGUCCCCGAAAGCAACAGGAGUCUUCAGGUAUGCUAUGCAUUUAGGGUGCCCCUUGGGAUAUGCCAAAGAAACAGCUCUUUUAUGCAUUUGUUGGGAAGCAGUUACAGUGCAUGUCUUCAGUCAGUGCACUGGUGUGCUCUGUUGUUGGCUGGCACAUUGAACAGCUACUUGGUGGUUAUCCAGCUUGGCCGUAUAAGUUCUCUUGCUUGUACUCGUACUGAAGUACGGAUGGCCGUUGCAGGCGAGCCACAAACGGCUAUGGAGUGAUUAACAGUGCUAGAGCGCCGCUGAAGCCAAAAUUUCAACAAAAAGAGUUCAGUUGGCCGACACAAUCAGCCUUGUAUGCACUGAACGCAACCACGUUGGAAACUGAGAGCCACAUGCAUGACACCCGCACAGGUUGUUUCCUUUCGCAGCCGGUAGUCGUUUGUGUUCUUAGAACGGCGCCCCUCUUUGAGACAGGGACUGCCGCGGACGGCGCGCUUUCGCCGCGGUACCCAAGAUGCGUGGACACAUUGCGUACAAGCGCAUGUAACCAAAGGCCAAGCGGCCGCCUCGCUCCACCGGAUACAGGCGCGUUCUUGGCAGAGGUGGCAGCGUUCCCGUGGCGGUGGGGGGAGACAGUGUGUACGCCGUCGAGCGUGCGUGUGUAAUGGGAGACCUCGCAGCCGCGUUGUGCGAGUGUGUGAUUCUGCGGCAUGACUGGGAUUAGUGGCUUGGAGGGCGAUUUAUGGUUUCGCAGAACAUGCCAGUGCACCUGGCUGGCUGCACCAAGGCGUGUGUACCCCAAGCAAGAGGGCCAUGUGGCAUUCAUUUAAGUGUUGCUGAUCUCUGUGUUCCAAAAACUGGACUAGUAAAAAGGGGCAGUCAUAUAGUGUAUUGUUGAUGGUCCUGCCUACUUUAACAUCAAACUGAUUGGUAGAAUGUGAGCGAGGAAGCCGAAAAUAAGGGUACCGCCGCAGUUCUCAAGAGUAUUUAAGAGAGUGUGUAUACUAGAAGAAAAGGGAAAAAGCAAGCGAGCCGAUAAUCGGCUACCGCUAAUCAAUGUAUACAACUUUGUCUUAAUAAAGCUAUGUAAGUGUAAGUUGGACACCCUGAGUGCAAAGUGUCGCGGACGGCAGUGAUCACUCCUUGAAGAUUUGUCUGCCUGGAAGACCUGAAAGAGAAGAAACUUAACUAAAGGGCUUCUUGUCCUUAUCCACGCAGCAAGUAGUCUUUCUUUUUUUCUGUUUGUUUCCUAUUAGUCUUCGUAAAGCGGUCCUUGAAAUAUGUGAUUAAUUCCUUAUUUAGGAAGUUUGUUAUUGUCUGCUGUACAAUCUUGCGGUCAGAGCUUAACUUUCGGUAACACAUAUAAUUACUGAGCUGUCGGUGAGCUGCUUAUCAAAUGUUGCCUUCAGUGACAUAUCUUGUUCUAGCGCUGUUACCUACUUAACUAAAGCUUCCAUUUUCAUGUGAACCUGUCUCUUCUAUUCGAUCAAGGCUAUGUGGCAUUCGGAUUUGAUGCAGGCACUCUGCAGACGAAAUUCUCAGCAAGAAGCAAUUAAGCUGUUCUAACUCUCGUAGUGCAUGCGUCUAAGCUUUAUUUAUUUUUUUCACUUGCCGAGUACAAACAUGCGUGCAAGAAGGUAGGCGUCCACAGCAUGGUUGCCUUCAGUACUUGUGUCUUGCGGCAUUUUCCUUGUCUCUGGCCCAAGAUGUAUGCAGUUGUGUAAGCUGUGAUCGAGUUGAGAUCCAAAGAAUUUCUGAAACUUCCUCUUGCUAGAGUUCUAGAGUUGCAUCUUAUGUGGCGAGUAUCAGCGAGUGUUAUCAGUAGUUGUGUUUAAUUAUUUUCAAAGGAAACAAUGUGUUCAUGGUGGUUGGUUCCAGUUGGGCCAUUUUUAGUGUUAUAUAAGGCGAAGUCAUUUUUGCCGAAUGAUUGUAAAGUUGGCAAAAUCAUACCAAUCUUCAAGUCAGGUGACAAGAGCGAUGUGAGUAAUUACCAUCCCAUAUCACUAACUACCGUUCCCUGCAAGUUACUCGAACACAUCAUGUUUACUAAUGUCAUUCAUCACUUAGAAUGUAAUAACUUCCUUUUUAAACAUCAGCAUGGUUUCACAGAAGGCCUUUCAUGUGAGACACAACUAAUUGAAUUCACUAUGAAUCUUUUUCAAAAUAUGAACGACAAUGCUCAGACUGACUCAAUAUUCAUUGACUUCUCUAAAGCAUUUGACCGCGUUGCUCACUGUCGCCUCAUUUCGAAACUCUCAUGCUUAAACAUUUACGAACUAACAAUUUCUUGGAUAAGAAACUUUUUGUCUUUUCAAAAACACUCCACUGUCAUUGACCAGUACUCUUCCCCUUUCAGUAACAUAACAUCAGGCGUACCUCAGGGAAGUGUCCUUGAACCUUUACUCUCCCUGAUUUUCAUCAAUUACUUGCCAUCUAACAUUACAUCCAAUGUUCGACUAUUCGCAGAUGACUGCGUUAUCUACCGUCAGAUCCGCUUCCCCGCUGAUCAUAUCGCUCUUCAGCAUGACCUUCAAUGUGUCACUAACUGGUGUUGCGAUUGGCAAAUGACCCUGAACACUAGCAAGUGCAAUUUAAUGACAUUUACUCGCAAAAAAUCCUACUCUAUUUUCAGUUAUUCACUUGGCAAUAGUAUCGUCGCUCGCACAUCUUCAUACAAGUGCCUUGGCAUUAUUCUAACACGCAGCCUUUCAUGGUCAUCCCACAUUGAGAAAAUAACUGCUAAAGCAUCACACACUCUUAGAUAUCUAAAACGUAGCCUUCGCAGCGCUCCUUCCCUCACCAGAAAGAUAGCCUACCAAACAUUAGUGCAACCCCAGCUCGAAUUCGCAGCUUCUAUAUGGUCACCUCAUCAGGCAUAUCUAAUCCAUCUUCUCGAGUCGAUCCAAAACCACGCUGCACGUUUCAUUGCCAGAGAUUAUAGCCCAUUUUCGAACGUAACUAACAUCAAGUUGUCGUUGUCGCUUUCAUCUUUGAAAUCACGCAGGAAUAUAGCAUUAAUUUGUCUUCUGCACAAAAUCAUGCAUAAUGUACGCCCAUCUACUUUACCACUCGUUCGUCCCUCCCACACAUCUAGACAUCUGCAUAAUCAUCUCAAUUUCCAAUGCAUCUUCGGUCACACCAAUGCAUUCAACUGCUCAGCUUUGCCACGUGCGAUUGCGCUGUGGAAUGGUCAUCCUGAUAACAUCGCUGACAUUAACGACCCAUUAACCUCCAGACAAACAAUCAGUGAAUAUUUGGCUAGUACUUAGCUAAAAACAAGUAUCUGUUUUAGUUUUGUUGCUCUUAACUUCAUUGUUGUGUAUUGAUGUAAGCAUUUGUUCUAAGGUUUGCUUUACUGUAUGCUGAAAAGCUAACAACUGUUAGUUUACCUUCUUUUCUUUUUAUCUUUAUUUUGCGUUCUUUGUUUAUUAUUUGAUUCUCGUUCUGUUCAUAUUUAUGUAACAAAAAACAUGUUUUUGCUCCACAAUUAUUAUCAGUACUGCCCCCCUCACGCAAUACUCCUUCUGGAGGCUGUGAGGUAUAUGAAAUAAAUAAAUAAAACAGAUGCUACAUGCAACCAGCCUUUCUCCUCAACCACGCUUUGCAAACUGUGUUUUCUUUUUAUUUAUGGAUACUGCAGUCUCGAAGAGAGAUCAUAUCAGGUGAGGUACAUAAAAAAGUGUUUACAGUCGCCGACUGUUUAUUCGGACCUCACGGGGACUGCGGAAAUGUCCGACUAAACAGGUGCCCAAAAAAGCAGAUUGAGGAGAAAGAAAGAAAGAAAUCCUUUAUUUCCACGCACUUAUUCGGGCUCGGCAGUAGGCUUGAAGAAAUCAUGAAUGCGCUGUUGCACGCUGUUCUGUUUACGCACAGUCAGAUAAGCCUGAAUCUCGGAGAGGGUCAUACGGUCACUAUAGGCGGCUGAAAGCACAGUCACUGCUUGUACCAGCUCCGCAUGCGACGGCAGUGUAGCGCAUGGUGCGUCAUUUUCCAACUCGGAGUCAUCGUCCGGUGGUGCAGCAGAAACCUGACAAAUGAUCUCGCCGUCAUCGAGUUCUGCGCAUGUCAGUACAGCAUGUCAGCACCUGCGAAACUGUCAAAUGAGACGGUGUCCGGAAUCGCAAUGCAACCGCUGCGCAGGUCCCCGCAGAACAUUUUCGGCGUCAGUAAGGAGCACGUUGGAAGGCGACAAAUCCUAGGCCUCCCGGCACCCGCUUGCCGGCAUGCUCCAGUGCAGUCUGCGCGGGCACUGUCGGCGCCAUUAGACACUUGACGCACCGUUUCCGUAUGCCACGUUGGAUCACCGCAACCUCGACACAGCACACAAAGCAAACACCACCCCGCCGACACCAGUCGCACAAACGAAAAACGUAGCCUACUCUCAACGUCAUGCACGAAGAAACAAACAAAUCAGCUGCUGGAUUGUCUUGACAUGGCUUACUAAGCUGAGACCGGAACUGCUGUAGCGACUCUAUCGAACCAGGCAGAAACGAUGAUGAUGAGCGGGGAUUUCCAGUAGUGCCACUUCGUGGGGCAGCAAGGAGGCUCUGUUCAAAACAAAAAUGGCGCUCAGCUAGUCGAACCAUGCACCGGUCAGAGUCGGUGCAUGGUGCUCUCGAUCGAGUUGGCUCAAGGAGUGUCCGAAAAAUCAGACGAGAGGUUGCAAGGUGUCCGAACUUUCGGCGAUUGUUAUGCAUUAUGGUCUAUGGGGAGAAUGGCGGUGUCGCGAAGCAGACCGAAUAAUCGAGCAUGUCCGAAUUUUUGGAGUCCGGAAAAUCAGUCAGUGACUGUACUUAAAAAUGCACAAACCUGAUAAAAUAAAAACACCACAUAUAUGACAGUGAAUGAAUAUAAGAAUUUGUUAAUUGUUGAAAGCAGAAGAUUGAUGAAUAACACAAAUUAUUUAGAUACAGAACAGCAAACCCUAAAUAAAACCAAAAAGGCAGAACAAGACCAACACUGCAUGCCUCUCUCACCCUUCGUUUUCAUCCUUUCGAUGGCACCAUUGCCUGACAUGGAGUGUAUUAAAAGGCCCACCACACUUUCAACAUUUCAAAGAAACCUGGUUUGACAGCCACAGCCCAAUAGCUUGCACUCUGCAGGGAGUGCCUAAAUGUCCAAAUAAUUUAGAGUCUGAAUAAUGUAUUCACUGGAGCUGUGCGAAUAGCAAGUGCAAAGCGUAUUCAAAUAAAAAAAAAUUGAGUGCCAAUUGAAUAAUUUCAGAAUAUUUUGCAAGUAUUUUGCAAAUAUUUUCAGAAUACUGCCAAGUUCAAAUUAGAGAUGAAAAGUUCUGGGAAGCAUGGCUGGAAAAAAAAAAAAAACAAA
Molecule: messenger RNA, 7869 nt
Organism: Dermacentor andersoni
Lineage: Eukaryota; Metazoa; Arthropoda; Arachnida; Ixodida; Ixodidae
Source: RefSeq, a predicted model, not a curated record